Molecule: messenger RNA, 850 nt
Organism: Andrographis paniculata
Lineage: Eukaryota; Viridiplantae; Streptophyta; Magnoliopsida; Lamiales; Acanthaceae
Product: dirigent protein 15-like
Exons: 1
Coding region: 205-783 (192 amino acids)
Source: RefSeq, a predicted model, not a curated record
GUAAGUACUUUUUUUAUUUACAAAAAAACAAAAAAAAAAAAAAAAAAAUGAGUAAGCAACAUUAUAAUUGAAUAAGCUAAAUUAGGAAACAAAUUUAAUUCAAAGAUUCUUCAAAAUAAUUCCCUGAGAAGACUAGCCAGCUAGCUAUAAAUUGAUGUCCCCAAAUUUCAUUAUAUAUAUAUAAUGAAUUCAGGUAGCUAGAAAAUGGAGAAGAGAUUAAGUGUGGCGGCGUGGGUUAUCAUGGUGUUGAGCGUAUACACAGUUCCGGCGAGGUCAUUCUACAGCACGGAGGAGUACGUCCCCGUCAAGGAGAAAAUGACCAAAAUCCGCGUCUACAUUCACGACACCCUCAGGUCCAAAAGUGGAAGGCCGACCGCCGUCGAGAUUGCUCGUCCGAAGAACACCGGAAAGGAGGAAGGUCCGACGCCGUUCGGGAGCCUGUUCGCGCUGGACGAUCCGAUGACGGACGGUCCCGAUCUGAAGAAAUCGAAAAUAGUGGGGGAUGCGAAGGGGAUGUAUCUGUCGUCGAGCCUGCCGGAGAAGAAGGAGUUCACUCUGGUGCUGUACGUGAGCCUGCGUUUCAGGGAGGGCAAAUUCAACGGCAGCACUGUGAACGUGUUCUCGAGGGGUACGGUGACGGAGAGGUGGAGGGAGAUGUCGAUCGUCGGCGGGACGGGGAGGUUCAGAUACGCCAGGGGAUUUGUUAAUGUCACCACUGCCAGCUUCGAUCCCGUCACCGGCGAUGCAGUUCUUCUGUACGACGUCCAUGUUAUUCAUCAUUAAAAAAAAAUUUUAUUUUAUUUUAUUGUAAAAAAAUAAUAAAUUAGAGCGUACCGUUACAAUUAAAAAC